Molecule: messenger RNA, 863 nt
Organism: Brachypodium distachyon (stiff brome)
Lineage: Eukaryota; Viridiplantae; Streptophyta; Magnoliopsida; Poales; Poaceae
Product: cell number regulator 1
Exons: 4
Coding region: 67-615 (182 amino acids)
Source: RefSeq, a predicted model, not a curated record
AGGUCCAUCCUGCCUUUCGCUCCAGCGCGCACGCAUAAACAAAGCACACGGCCGUAUUCCCAAGCAAUGUAUCCCGCUGCGCCUGCCGACGCAUACGACAGGUACAGCAACGGAACUCCUCCACCGUCGGCGCCGGCGCCGGCGCCAUACCAGCACGCGAUGCACCAAGGGCGCCCCGCCGGCGGGCUCACGCGAUGGUCCACCGGCCUCUUCCACUGCAUGGACGACCCCGGGAACUGUCUCAUCACCUGCCUCUGCCCCUGCAUCACGUUCGGGCAGGUCGCUGACAUCGUGGACAAAGGAACCUGCCCGUGUGCCGGGAGCGGAGCGGCUUACGCGGCGAUCUGCGCGACGACGGGGAUGGGUUGCCUGUACUCGUGCGUGUACCGGACCAAGAUGAGGGCGCACUACGACCUCGAGGAAGGGGACUGCCCUGACUUCCUCGUGCAUUGGUGCUGCGAGUACUGCGCGCUGUGCCAGGAGUACAGGGAGCUCAAGAACCGCGGCUUCGACAUGGGGAUCGGUUGGGACGCCAACAUGGAACGGCAGAGGAGGGGCGUCGCCGGAAGGCAGGUGAUGGGAGCACCGGCCACGCCGGUCGGCAUGAUGAGAUAGGUGGUGGUGCUUUGGCUUUGGCUUCCGGUGAUUCUUGUGCUGCUCUGGUGCUUUGCUUAUUCGGCGAUUCUUGUGCUGCUCCGCUGUGUCGUCGUUUCUCCUCUCUUUUCUGGUUUGUAGUACUUUGGGGUCACUGCCUGUGCUUUUCUAGUAGCUAGACCCGUAAUGUAAGUACUUGAUUCAAUGGAUUUCAUGUAAAUUUGUAACGCGUUCGUAAGUUAUGCAAACGGUUAAUGGGUUUGAUGAUU